GCUUGUCGUACUCUGAUUUUCUCUGACGAUAAACAAAUCGAAAACGGAAAACGAAUCUCUCCCCUGAGAAAUAAAAAAACUCAGGGACCUCUCGAGCUUCUCUCCAAUGGCGGCUACAAUCCCUGGCUCCAUCUUCGGUCUCUCCACCGUCUCGUCUUCCUCAAUACAAAGACUUGUCAACGCUGAUUUCUACUGUUCGAAAAGGAGCUCCGACUCCAAGUGUCGACUCACGGCGAUCAAAUCCGAAACAUCUCCGACUUCUGGAGGUGUUCGAAGAAGACGGAAGAACAAUAACGAAGACGGAGCGAAGUUGGUGGUGGUGGAGAGUCCGUAUUCGAGAGUGGAGGCGGCGCGUCCCGAUUCGCGGAAGAGCUUGUCGGAUUUUUUGGAGGAAGCGAGAGACUUCGUCGGAGAUGAUGAAGAAGGCUUAGACCCGCCUCGUUGGUUUUCUCCGUUGGAGUGUAGCGCUCAGGCUCAAGGCUCUCCUCUUCUCCUUUUUAUACCUGGAAUCGAUGGUACUGGACUUGGACUCAUUCGCCAUCACAAGAAACUCGGCGAGAUUUUUGAUGUAUGGUGCCUUCACAUUCCAGUAAGGGAUCGCACUCCUGCUAAAGACUUGGUGAAGCUUAUUGAGAGGACAGUUAAGUCGGAGAACUAUCGCUUCCCGAAUAGACCUAUAUAUUUAGUUGGAGAAUCUAUUGGAGCAUGUCUUGCCUUAGACGUCGCAGCCAGGAAUCCCAACAUCGAUCUUGCUCUCAUCUUAGCUAAUCCAGCCACGCAUGUCAACGACUUGAUGUCGCAACCUCUAUCAGGAAUGCUGAAUGUUUUACCAGAUGGAAUUCCCACUCUACUGGAAGAAAUAUUUGGUUUUAAGCAAGGCGAUCCUUUGACUGCAAUGUUAGACGCUUUGUCCAAUGAGUUUUCUGUCCAGAGAAUGGGUGGAGGGAUGCUUAGAGAUAUCUUUGCAGUUUCAGCUAAUCUUCCUACUUUGAGUAGGAUCUUCCCUAAGGACACACUGCUUUGGAAGUUGGAACUACUCAAGUCUGCUAUCUCAUCUGCAAAUUCUCCCAUUAACGCGGUCAGAGCUGAAACAAUGAUACUUCUCAGUGGACGCGAUCAAUGGCUGCUAAACGAGGAAGACAUUGACAGAUUUGCACGUACAUUGCCAAAAUGUAUUGUGCGUAAGCUUCAAGACAAUGGACAAUUUCUCUUUUUGGAAGAUGGAGUAGAUCUGGUUACUAUCAUCAAGUGUACUUGCUUUUAUCGCCGUGGGAGAUCUCAUGAUCACCUUUCAGAUUACAUUUUGCCUACCCCAUUUGAGUUAAAACAAUAUUUAGACGAACAAAGAAUGCUAAUAGAUGCUACUUCCCCUGUAAUGUUGUCAACUCUAGAAAACGGUAAACUUGUAAGGAGCCUUGAAGGAUUACCUUCAGAGGGACCUGUUCUGUACGUUGGCUAUCACAUGCUAUUAGGAUUUGAGUUAGGUCCAAUGGUUACUCAAAUCUUGUUAGAGAGAAACAUCCACUUGCGUGGUUUGGCACAUCCGAUGAUGUUUAUGAACAAACAAGAUUUAGUAGACGCACAGAUGUUUGACAAAUAUAAGAUAAUGGGUGCAGUUCCUGUCUCCAAAUUCAGUAUCUACAAACUACUGCAAUCUAAGUCUCAUGCGCUUUUGUAUCCUGGUGGUGUCCGUGAAGCUUUGCAUAGAAAGGGUGAAGAAUACAAGCUGUUCUGGCCAGAGCAACCAGAGUUUGUGAGAGUUGCAUCUAAAUUUGGAGCCAAAAUCGUUCCUUUUGGUGUUGUUGGAGAAGAUGACAUCUGUGAUAUUGUCCUGGAUUCAAAUGAUCAAAGGAACAUCCCUAUCCUGAAGGAUUUAGUGGAAAAGGCAACAAAGCUAGCUGGCAACAUAAGGGAAAGCGACAAGAGUGAAUUGGGAAACCAAGAUUGCUAUAUCCCAGGACUUGUACCUAAGAUUCCGGGGCGGUUCUACUACUACUUUGGGAAACCAAUAGAAACAGCAGGUAAGGAGCAAGAGCUAAGAGACAAAGAGAAGGCUCAAGAGCUUUACUUGCAAGUCAAGUCUGAGGUCGAACAAUGCAUUGCCUAUUUGAAAACGAAAAGAGAGAGUGAUCCAUACAGAAACUUGUUGCCAAGGAUGUUGUAUCAGGCCUCACAUGGUCCCUCUUCUGAAAUUCCUACGUUUGAUCUCUGAAAUUAGCUAUUCUCUUUUUGAUUAUUAAUUUUACACAUUACUGUGGCUAUGUUGUAGGUAGUAGACAUUUAAUCAGAAUUUUUAGUAAUUUUUGAAAA
Messenger RNA from Eutrema salsugineum, 2310 nucleotides. Its product is annotated as acyltransferase-like protein At3g26840, chloroplastic. Bases 107 to 2212 code for a protein of 701 amino acids. The transcript has 14 exons. Lineage: Eukaryota; Viridiplantae; Streptophyta; Magnoliopsida; Brassicales; Brassicaceae. Gene Ontology annotation, cellular component: membrane. The record is from RefSeq and is a predicted model, not a curated record.